ACGAAGGUGAAGUGAGCCGGAGGCAAAGUGACUACUCUGAGCGUACUAGCGGCUUUAUACCGGCUGAAACGAAGGUGAAGUGAGCCGGAGGCAAACCUACAUACCUACAUACGUACAUACCUCCAUACCUGGGGGGGCUCUGACCUUCAGACCGCCAGAGAGGAGACUCCGCCCGCCAGAGGGGGGGCUCUGACGGCCAGAGUGGGGGCUCUGACCGCCAGAGGGGGGGCUCUGACGGCCAGAGUGGGGGCUCUGAUCGCCAGAGGGGGGGCUCUGACCGCCAGAGGGGUGCUCUGACCGCCAGAGGGGUGGCACUGACCGCCAGAGGGGGGGCUCUGAUCGCCAGAGGGGGGGCUCUGCCCGCCAGAAGGGCGGCUCUACCCACCAGAGGGGGGGCUCUGACGGCCAGAGGGGCAGCACUGACCGCCAGAGGGGGGGCUCUGACCGCCAGGAACUGACCGACAGUGCGCUUCUGGUGAGAAAUGGCACAGCAUUAUCUGAGCAGGGGACAAGGCGCAGGUGCGUGCAAAUAUGAAGAGCGAGCCUGUAGGUGUCUAGCACCCAGAGAGUCGCGCUUGGGCCGAUCCUUGGAGUCAGGCACGGACUAGCUUUUCCUUCUCCUUCCCUUCCUGUUGGCAGGUGAGGCUGGGAAGGCCAUUUUGUUAUAUUUGUGCACUGUUACCUUCAUGACUGACAUGUCCAUCGUGUCUUUUUCCCUUGUCUCGCAUUUCAAACUCUCCUUACCCCCUCUGAUUUGCACCGGAAGCUUCUCUGCCCUUUCCCCUACCAAUUCUUAUCACUGGUCUGCACUCCUCGCCUUUCUCCUCCUCAAUGUCUGCUUGUCCCAUCGGCCUUGCUCUUCCCUCCUCUCCCAUCCUUGCUCCUCCUCUCGUGCAGUCCUCUCUUCUCCCCCCAUGUCCUCUCUCCUUGUGAGGUGCUUGAUUGUUAGCCAUCACCUUCCACGCACACGCUCCCCACCUUCAGUUAACUGUCUGUGCCUGUGACAGCUUCUCUGCACAUGCUAGCUCCUGUGUGUCCUAGAUUCUGUUACUUUUCCUGAACUCGUGCUUGUUCCUGUAUUGAACACUUCCUCUACUCGUGUUAGUUCCUAUGCCUGCAACAGUUUCUGAAAGUUUUGAGGCUGACUCCAUUUGAAUGAGAAUGUUCCUUUUCGUUUAUUUGAGCUAGCCAUGUAUCUUUUCUUAGUACUAUCAUGCCUCACAUGCAGGAGAGAAGUUGUGAUGGCGUCUGGUGCUGUAGUGAAUGGAUUUCUGAUGUCUCAUAAAACGUUGAAAGUUUCACCAGUUGGCCUUGUUCCUUUUUUGUUGUUAUUGUUGUAAGCAUGUGAUUUUUGUUUAU
Messenger RNA from Closterium sp. NIES-67, 1359 nucleotides. The record is from the annotation of a GenBank genome assembly. Lineage: Eukaryota; Viridiplantae; Streptophyta; Zygnematophyceae; Desmidiales; Closteriaceae.